This is a messenger RNA of Drosophila bipectinata, 2905 nucleotides long. Its product is annotated as SANT and BTB domain regulator of class switch recombination. NCBI's taxonomy places the organism in Eukaryota, Metazoa, Arthropoda, Insecta, Diptera, Drosophilidae. The record is from RefSeq and is a predicted model, not a curated record.
CCAUCGAUUUGUGCCUGGAAUAGGAUGCAAAAAGCGGGCUCCAACGAUGGAGCUGGCGCUGGCCAGCCAGAGGAGCCACCAACCGCUCCUCCGCAGGCUCCAACCAGCUCGCAACGUUCCUUCGACUCGGGGAGCAGCGGAAAUGGCGCCGACUUUCAAAUCAGUUUGAACGACUUUCUGGAGUUUUUAAAGCUUAGCUGUCAUGUGAAUGAUAUGAUAGCUAAGGCUGACAUGGGGAAACCACACAAUAGGGAGCCAGUGCCUCCGAUGGAGGGCUCCGGCUCGUCCACUUCCACAUCAGGAAAACGAAAUUCCAAACGAGAGGACUUUGAUUUCGACCAUUUGGCGGACAACCCAUUAGUGAACGAGCUGCUCGGGCUGCGGCGAUCGUCCUCCCGGCGCUCCAGUAGCCGAACUACGGAUGACAGUCGGUCAAGUUUACUGCUGGAGGCUAGAGCAGGAGGACUUCCCCGAACGGGUCACAAUCAUGGCAGUCGCUCCUCCCGAACGGAGACGUCUUAUCGCGGAUUGCAUCCGAAAUUGGCGGAAAAACUGGAUGCGGUGAUCAAUGAAGGUGUCUUGGACUCGGUAUUGGCCUUCAUAUGCCCGGUUCCGUUUCCUACGCAGCUGGCAGUGAAUGGCGGCCGUGGCAACAAACCCAAGCAACUGCAGGGACCCAAGGAGCUCUUCUCGUUGCCAGCACCUUCGCCGAACCAAACUCCGGCUUCCUCUCCCAUGCCCGGGGCAGCGGCAAACCUUCCCUCUGGAGCAGUCAAAUCGAUGAUGGAAUUAGGACACUCUCACACGGUUCUUCCAGCGACUUCUUCAUCAUCCCCAUGCUUGCAGCAGAACCAUGGUAGCGGCCCCGAUCCCAUCCACCCCAAUCAGAUCACCAACAGCAUGGUGAGGGCUAUGCUGAAAGAACCAAUUCCAAAGCCUGGAGCUCCCCCUACAGGCAGGCGUAAAUCGUUGCUCUUGGUGAAGGACAAGAAUUCCAGGCAGGAGAAGAAGGAACCCGAAGUGGUAAUCCACGUCUGCGAUGAGGUGAAGAACACCUCGAGGGACUUCACCUGCCCGCAGCAUUUGCUCGUUUCCAAAAUGGGUUACUUUGCGGAUGUCACUGCUGGCCAGCGACUGGAGGAGAUGGACAUAUCCGUGCACUGCGACAUUCUCAUCUUCGACUGGCUAAUGAAGUGGAUCAAGCACAGUGCCCAGAGUCAGGAUCUUCCGGGACCCGGCCAGAGCCCCGGCCCCCAGCUGGACGGCAACAAUGUGGUGCCCAUCCUGGUCUCAGCCAGUUUCCUGCAAAUGGAGCCGCUGCUUCUGGAGUGCUUGGCCUUUUGUCACGCCCACCUGAGCGAGGUGGUGCGAACCUCCACCAACCUGUCGUGCCUAAACGACGCUCUCGUCACCCGGCUAGCCGCUAUGUUUACGAAUCUGGAGCUGGAGAUGGUCAGGGACAAAAAGGAGAGAGUUACUCCGCGCCUGUGGACAAAACUGAUACAAUCUCUUUGCGAACCGGAUCCGGAGGCGUUGCGCGGCCACUUCUACAGCAUGUCCGGGUUGUUCCGGUGCUCCCGCUGCUUCAACUGCGUCACCAACACCAUGAAGUCCUACGUCAACUGCUUGCCCAGCAACAUUCGCCUAAAUCGAUGGGGCCAACUGAUGAGCCACCAUGUCCGGGACUCCAAUUGGGAUUUGAGCGCAUACAUCGUCCAGCUCUUCAAGGAGCUCAAAUCCUGGCGAAAGGUCUACUGGAAACUGUGGGGUCACUGCCAUUAUCUCUAUUGUUGCACUUGCGAGGCACACUUUCCGGUAUACCAGAUGCACUGGUGCCGCUUCCAUCCGGAAGCUCCUAAUUUCCUGGGUCCAGUUGGUAAUGCUGGACCGGCUGGACGAUAUGCUUGUUGUGGCCAGCAGGCCUUUCGCUAUGAGACGCUACCGGGACCGAAUGGAUGCCAGUUUCGAGAGCACAGUGUCCUGGUGGAGACCGAUAGAGAACGAGCCAUCCUGGCCAUAGCCCAGCUGGUCGGCGAGAACUACGCCCUCUGCGAACCGCCUCCAUUGAGAAUCCAGGAAAUGGCAGCCGCUGGAGAGAUCUGCCCCAGCUGGCAAGGAAUAUCCCUUACACCCCAAAGAUGCCGCCAAGGCCUCUUGCCCCAGCUCUGCAUGGACAGCGUUCUGAAAAGAGUCACCAACCACCGGGUGAGCCGCAGGAUGCGAGGCUCGCGCUAUCAAAUGGACACCAGCACCGACUCGGAAACGACCUCCACCAGCGAGGAUGAUGCCAGAUGCCUGCGGCCUCGAGCUCGCAAUGUCCAUGACGAUGACGAGGACUUUAGUUCCAGCAGCGAUGGUUGCGAAUCAGAUCACCGGCCGCCGCCGAGAAAAGCGCGUGGGAAGAAGUCCCGCAAGCGUCCCACCGACGUAUCUGGUCGUUUCUGGUCAGGAGAGUUGUCAGCCCGCAGCAACCAGGAUCACCAGCGCGACUUCGAAGAGAAGAUCAUGAAGCAGGUGGCCACCUAUGUGACCAAGAAGACGGGCACGGAUCAGUGCCUGGUGCAGAAUGCCCAACCAUUGGGCGGAACUUAUGUGCGCCUCGAGUCCGAAUGGAAGGAGAUGAUGAAAACUCGGCACAGCCACCACAAUAUGCUGGGUUCGGUUUCGGGCGGCACUGCCAUGACCCAAGGUAGCAACACCUGUCUGGGAGCAAAUAUAGCAUCCGGCGGAUCCUCCAUGUCCGUCAUGUCGAAGCAGAAGCACAAGUAGACCCCCUUUGCGGCGGACGUAGUUUGUUUGAAUUGCUUAGCAAAAAUUGUAGACCAAAUGUUUAGUCAGACACUUUGUAGUGAAAUGUUUAGCGUAAAUCACAAUUAGAAAAAUUAAAUGAUUAUAUUAUGUCUAA